UUGAGUUUAAAACCGGUGGACUAGAGUCGUGUACUUGUCUUACGGGUAGCAAACCAUAACAUUAACAUGAGACCAUCAUGCAUCAUACGUGUGAUCACCUUGACCAUCAUCAUAUGUUGUGUGUGUGCGUGUUUUUAUUUUACUGCAAGUGAAUCUGCUAGUUCCAAGCAAAAAAUAAAAUUGAACUUAAGAAGAACCCAUAUGGCUGUAUCUGUAUUUCUGAAAAAAUGAAUUUGCAUGCCUAAGUCUGGUGAAAUGGGUACAAUAUAUCAUUUUGUAUAUAUGGAUACAGUAUGUGGCUUCAUAGACUUUUUAAAUGCUCACUUAUUGGCAACCAACUACCUCCAAUCUACUUGGCCGACACAUGCAUACAUGUAAAUCAUUUUAUGUGGUCCGAGUUAAUUUACUAUAUGCAAGUGUCAGAGCAAAAAUCCUAAAAAAAGAAUUACUACUUUGAAAAAUCCUGAAAGGAAAAAAAAAAAACAGUUUCAAAGAGCUUUGGAAUUUUGGAAGUAAGAGAUAACCAUGGAAGAAGUAGAGGUACCACCAAUUCACAAGCAUCCUCUAAUACCUUUUACUCGCUUUGCUUUUGGAAAGUGUAAAGGGUGUCGCCCGCCCGUUGAUGGUUACAUCUACGGAGGGUACCGUUGCAAUGAGUUGGGGUGUGAUAAUGUUGUGUUCCAUAAAGAGUGUGCCAAGCCCUCACCAGUAAUCAACCACUCUUCCCAUCCGGACCAUUCCCUCAUAUUUACCAACCUUAAUCUAAAACCCACCAACGUCGAUUCAGAACCAUAUACUUGCACUCUAUGUGAAAACUGGUUUGGUGUUGGUUAUCGUUGUUCAACGUGUGACUUCGAGUUGGAUUUGGCGUGUGCGAGGAGACCAGCCCCAUUUGCUCUUCUUGAAAAUUCUUACGGGCAUGAGCAUCAACUUAAACUCUCUAGCAGUCUCACACAAAUGUUAAUCUGCAAAGCCUGUCUCUGUUCAUUUUCUGGGUGGGGAUACAUAUGUCAUCCGUGCGAAUUUGCCAUCCAUGUGGAUUGUGUAGAGUCAUUUCCAAGAGCAUACCACACUUCCCACCCCCAACACCCACUCAAGUCAUAUACAGAUAAAAUCCUCCCUUAUUACGCCGACAAGUAUUGUCUUCUUUGCGGGCAGUGGUUUGAUCAUCUCUAUCACCACAAACCUCACUACUGUGAUGUCUGUAACUUUAGCAUAUGCAGAGGAUGUAUGGGAAACCCACCACCGCUUGGUGUUGUAAGUGCAACAACACACGAACAUCAGCUUCAUCUUGUUCCAAGGCGCCUCGAUUUCACUUGCAAUGCUUGUGGGACGCAAGGUGACCGAAGUCCUUAUUUCUGUCUUCAAUGCAAUUUCAUGAUUCAUUGGGAAUGUAUAGAUCUACCUCGUGUCAUCAACAUCAAUCGCCACGAUCAUCGCAUCUCUUACACCCGUCGCCUUGGAUAUGGGAAAUGGAUAUGUGGAGUUUGCCGUGAUGAAGUAGAUGGAUUCUAUGGAGCUUAUUCUUGCUCAAAAUGUUCUAACUAUGUUCUUCAUUCACUAUGCGCAACGAGCGGCAAGGUCUGGGACAUGGUAGAACUAGAAGGGGUACCGGAAGAAGAGGAAAUGGCGCCAUUUGAGGUGAUUGAUGAUAAGACGAUAAAACAUUUUAGCCAUGAUCAUAACUUACACAUCAACAACGAUGGCCGGAUCUUGCGUGAUAACAUAGUUUGUGCAGCAUGCGUCUUCGAGAUUUGUUCAGAAUCAUUCUACAGUUGCGAGCAAUGCGAUUUCAUUCUCCACAAAAGAUGUGCUAACCUUCCUCGGAAGAAGCGACAUGUGUGCCAUAACCUACCUUUCACGCUACGCACAGAUUCUCACCUUGAAGCUUUUAGUUGUAUGCUAUGUAAGCAAUUGUUCACCGGCUUCAGGUACGAAGUUGAUAGUCAUAACAUCCUAGAUGUGCGUUGCGGUUCAAUUUCAGAACCAUUUGUGCACAAAAGCCAUCCACAUGCUCUAUACUACUCAACAGAUUUCUACAGGUUCUGCAGUGCAUGUGCAUGUAUGCCGCGGUCAACGAUAAGCUGUGAUGAGUGUGACUUUCGUUUGUGCUUCAAGUACGCUUUUCUUCCGCAAAAUUUAAUGAGACGUAGGUACGAUGAUCAUCCCCUCUUCUUGUCUUUCGGUGGUGACUUGGAUGUGGAUGGUGAAUAUUGGUGUGACGCAUGCGAAACAAAAGUGAAUCCAAAGGAAUGGUUCUAUACAUGCAAUGAUUGUGGAACCACAUUACAUAUUUCAUGCGUUGUGGGAGACUUCUCAUAUAUCAUGCCCGGAUCAGUGGGAGACUUCUCAUAUAUGAUGCCAAAAUUAGUAACAAGCUCGAAUCCUGAAGUGAUAUCCAACACAUCUAUUUGUAGACCACUUUGCUUGUGUAACUCUCGAUGCAAGCUCUCUACCAUUCUUAAGUUUUCCAAGGCUGGAGUUGAUUUAUAUAUUUGUUCUUUCAAAUGUCGUCACAACUUAGGUUUAAUUUAA
Messenger RNA from Camelina sativa (false flax), 2535 nucleotides. The record is from RefSeq and is a predicted model, not a curated record. NCBI's taxonomy places the organism in Eukaryota, Viridiplantae, Streptophyta, Magnoliopsida, Brassicales, Brassicaceae.